AUGAAAGAUGAUGAAAAAUCUAUGAGGAAAUCGAGGAAAGAAAAUGAAGUCGCAGUUGAAAAAAUAUCAAAAGUUAUCGUUAUUUUGCAAGAGCACGUGUCUAGUGCUGUCACAAGUGACUCUGCAGUUAUGAAUUUGCAAAAUUUUCGAUCGAUUAUUUUUGAGUUAUUGAGCCUGCCCGAGUUAUUUGCAGCGAGACAUAAAAAUGAUUUGAUCAAUCUAGAGUUGUGGAGGGGGAAAUCGACAGCUCUCCCACUCCUCGGUAGCAGUAGCACGAUGGCUUUGCGCUAUUUUACAACCGGCAAUAGAAUUUUUGCAGCAGUUCAACUGCGGACGUCAAUGCGAUCGUUUCAUUCGACUCAUUUUCUCGAUUAUUGUCGCAAUUAUAACAGUAAAAAUCAUUUAAUUAUGAAUAAAUUGGAGCACGUCAAGUUCGCGUGGAAAAAUGCCGACGUCGUUACGUUUGACGUUGACUCGACUGUCAUUCAGGAAGAGGGCAUUGAUGAACUCGCUAAUUUCUGUGGAAAGGGAAAGGAAGUCAGUGAGUUAACGAAAAGAGCGAUGCAGGGAAACAUGACGUUUCAACAAUCAUUAACCGUGAGAUUAAACAUAAUUAAACCAAGCUCGGAGCAGAUCAAGGAGUUUAUCAAGACACAUCCACCUACACUGACUCCUGGAAUCAAAGAGCUCAUAGAUGCACUUCACGCGAAAAAUAAAGAAGUUUACCUAGUUUCCGGUGGCUUUCGCUGCCUUAUAUCACCGGUUGCCAGACGAUUAAAUAUAUCUCAGGAUCACAUACACGCAAAUAGACUUAAAUUCUAUUUUAAUGGUGAAUAUGCAGGAUUUGACGAGAAUGAACCGACAUCGCGGAGUGGUGGAAAAGCAAUCGUGAUCAAACGAUUACAAGAGAAACAUGGAUUUAAUACAAUUGUUCAUGUCGGGGAUGGUGCCACGGAUAUGGAGGCGUGCCCACCCGCUACAGCUUUCAUUGGAUUUGGUGGUAACGUUGUCAGAGAGAGUGUGAAAACAAAUUCCCUGUGGUUCGUCGAAGACUUCCAGGAGCUGAUAGAUGCCCUGGAUUAACCCCCACUUCAUCGAGAUUCACUAGAACCUCGAGAAAUCUUUCAUUUAAGUAUUAAAAACAAAUGAAAUUUUGUUUGUACUCGAAAACGACAAGAUAUUAAUCUUAUCAUUCCUGACGGCCAAAAGGUGACGCAAGAUAUCAAGGAUUAAUAUUAAAUAUUUCAAUUUUAUAUCUAGAACAAUGAAAAAUAAUUUUUAAAAAUCAAUUCAUUAAGACAAAGUGAGAGAAAAUGAAAAACUUCGGAUUUGUUUUUUCUUUCAUCGAAUCAUUUUCUUUACUUAAAAAGAUUUAUAACACAUUUUUAUGAUACACAAACGUUGCAUAACUAAUAUUAAUAUUUCACAAUUAUCAAAUUGCGAAACGAAACGAUUUUUAAACCAAUUUUUACUGUACAUAUACAUCAUAUCAUCAUAGGUUUGAUAAAUUUACAGAACGUUGAUUAUUUCUAUUGCAUGUCGAUAAAUUGUCAAGAGGCUGAAUGUAUAAUUGAAGGUUUGAAAUUGUUCCAUGUAAAAGUGAAAGCAACUUUUCUGACCUGGUGGAAUAACUAAUUGAUACUUGAGAUUGAUAAAAUAAAAAAUCUUUCAACUAAACCGUUAA
Diachasma alloeum is the source of this 1684-nucleotide messenger RNA. It is a transcript of the gene aay, whose product is annotated as phosphoserine phosphatase. Lineage: Eukaryota; Metazoa; Arthropoda; Insecta; Hymenoptera; Braconidae. The transcript is spliced from 6 exons. Bases 1 to 1083 code for a protein of 360 amino acids. Gene Ontology annotation, cellular component: cytoplasm. Gene Ontology annotation, biological process: L-serine biosynthetic process; dephosphorylation. The record is from RefSeq and is a predicted model, not a curated record. Gene Ontology annotation, molecular function: magnesium ion binding; L-phosphoserine phosphatase activity.